This is a messenger RNA of Cooperia oncophora, 579 nucleotides long. The record is from the annotation of a GenBank genome assembly. Lineage: Eukaryota; Metazoa; Nematoda; Chromadorea; Rhabditida; Trichostrongylidae.
AUGUUAUCAAAAGAAUUGGUUGCUGAUGUGAAACGAGAUGUGAUUGAUCAACUUUCUUCUUCACCAUUCUUGCUCAAGUUAUCCUCGAUCGAUCCUUCUUGGGACGAACUGUGCGUUGAACAGUUGAAGCGCACAAAACGGAACGGUUCUGUUAUCGAAAUUGCACGCUUUUUCCGCAAUAAGAAUCCAUUUCUGCGGACCUUCGUGGAAGAAGACGGCAACAUACACGCCAAGUCGUUUCAUGACGAUGUCAGGGUUUUGGUGCGAAUGCUGCGGUUUCUUCUGGAGCCGAAGUGGCGAUCCGAAGAAGAGAGUUGCCUUAUGCUCGAUAACUUCACUCCGAAAGCGCUCGGUUGGAUGUGCACUUAUUCCGAAGAACAGCUACCGAGGUGUCCAGUUUUACUGCAGGAGAAAAUUCGCGAUCUCCUCCUGCGCGAUUUUCCCAGAACCUCAACGUAUGUGUAUUCUCCGUCACUGCUCAAACCGGAGACAUUUGUUGAUGUGGUGGCUUUUCGAAGGGACGUUAUCACAACGUUGAAUUUGGGAGAAUUAGAGGUACGUCUACUUGCUCCCGUAUAA